Messenger RNA from Sclerotinia trifoliorum, 669 nucleotides. The record is from the annotation of a GenBank genome assembly. NCBI's taxonomy places the organism in Eukaryota, Fungi, Ascomycota, Leotiomycetes, Helotiales, Sclerotiniaceae.
UCUUUCCGUCAUUUCAUUCCUAUGCUAAUAAGCACUCCUAGAACCGUCCAAAUGUGUAGGGAUGGUCGGAACUAACCGCCAUUCACCGCAGGGUCUUGAAUUAGGCUAUAUAGUAAACCCUAACUACUGGAGUAAUGGAUACGCUACAUGGGGUUUAACGGAGUUUUUGAGGAUAUUUUGGCGGAUGGAACGUAUGUUUUUCGGUUCUUCCUCUUGACCUUUGGUUACCAUCCCUUUCCAUUGCGGGGAUAACAUUCAAAUCUAAAGAAAAUACCACUAAGGCGAGACAGAAGACAAAUACAAGAGCAAAAGAUGAGGAGGAUAAACUAAUGCAAUCCUCAAAAUAGAAAAAUCUCACAUUCCCCACCUCGUCGCGAAAGUUGAUCCGAGGAAUAAAGCAAGCGAGAGAAUAGCAAUGAAAAGCGGGAGCAAGAAAAGGAGAACUUCUUGAAAAGGUAAGUUUAGGGGAUUGCUAUAUCAUAGAUUUGGUGAAAACUAAUGAGUUUGCAAUAUUUGUAGUAUUAUUCAAGAAGAAUAGACGAAAGAAAAAAGAGUGAUGCAUAUUGCUGGUAUUUUGAUAGACCUAGAUCUAGUAGUGAUGAGACAGGGAGUAUGGUGAAGGACGGAAAACAGGAAUUCAGCCACGCAUAAGAUGGCAGAAUCCUCGAU